Messenger RNA from Alternaria atra, 699 nucleotides. RefSeq lists its product as uncharacterized. The transcript is spliced from 2 exons. Gene Ontology annotation, cellular component: dynactin complex. Lineage: Eukaryota; Fungi; Ascomycota; Dothideomycetes; Pleosporales; Pleosporaceae. Gene Ontology annotation, biological process: mitotic spindle organization. The record is from RefSeq and is a predicted model, not a curated record. Gene Ontology annotation, molecular function: dynein complex binding. The coding region runs from base 1 to 699 and encodes 232 amino acids.
AUGUCCGCCCAACCAGCACCAUCCCGCCCCGCGCCCGAUCACCGCCGCUCCUCCACCGCCCCAAAACGCACAUCCAUCCUUCCCAAGCCAUCCUCCAUCUUCCUCGACUCCACCGUUCUCAUUGCUCAACACGCGCAAAUCACCGGCACCCAUCCUGUGACUAUUGGCCCGAAUACGGUUCUACAUCCACACAGUAAACUCAGCAGCGCGGUCGCACCUGUUGUUUUAGGUGAAGGAUGUGUCGUGUUUGAACGCGCGAAAGUGGGCGUGGGUAUGGGUGGUGAGGCAGAUGGGGGAGCCGAGGGGAGGCGGGCAAGUAUGGCACCGCCCGCACGCAGUAGCGCGCAUGUCAGGGAUUCGAUGCGGAGUGAAGGAACGGUUCUCGGAAAAAACGUGGUCGUGGAUUCUGGUGCGGUUGUUGAGGCUGCAGAGGUGGGUGAGGGUAGUGUGGUCGAGGUUGGUGCUGUGCUUGGCAAGGGAAGUAUUAUUGGAAAGUACUGCACUAUCUCGGCGUCCUCGAUCAUACCCCCGUAUACCCGCUUGCCAGAUUAUACCGUCGUGUUUAGCGGGAACCAACAGCGUGUUGAUAAGACGUUGCAGUUGAGACCAGAGAUACUGGAUGCGAAGAUGGCAGUUCAUGCGAAACAGUUGGACAUGUUCAAGAAGCUUAUUCCAAAUAAUAUCGCGAAGUGGGCUUAG